CCCAAAAACCCGAACCCCCCCCUAAAAACACCCCCAAAACCGGCCGGAACCCCCUCCGGAGCCCGCGAUGGUGUCGCUGCUCUGCUGCGGGCCCAAGAUGGCGGCCUGUGGGCUGGUGCUCAGCGCCUGGGGCGUCGUGAUGCUGGUGCUGCUGGGGAUCUUUUUCAACGUGCACUCGGCCGUGCUCAUCGAGGACGUGCCUUUCACCGACGAGGAUUUCAAGGAUGGCCCAGAGCGGCUGUACGGGCUGUUCGAGCAGGUCAGCUACAACUGCUUCAUCGCCGCGGGGCUCUACGCGCUCCUGGGGGGCUUCUCCCUCUGCCAGGGGCGCCUCAACAAGCGCAAGGAGUACAUGGUGCGCUGAGAGACCCCC
Molecule: messenger RNA, 373 nt
Organism: Empidonax traillii (willow flycatcher)
Lineage: Eukaryota; Metazoa; Chordata; Aves; Passeriformes; Tyrannidae
Gene: RNASEK
Product: ribonuclease K
Exons: 4
Coding region: 68-364 (98 amino acids)
Molecular function (GO): RNA endonuclease activity
Source: RefSeq, a predicted model, not a curated record